Messenger RNA from Lampris incognitus (smalleye Pacific opah), 2158 nucleotides. RefSeq names its product high mobility group nucleosome-binding domain-containing protein 5-like. NCBI's taxonomy places the organism in Eukaryota, Metazoa, Chordata, Actinopteri, Lampriformes, Lampridae. Bases 1 to 1650 code for a protein of 549 amino acids. The transcript is spliced from 7 exons. The record is from RefSeq and is a predicted model, not a curated record.
AUGGAGUUGAAGGUAGCCAAAAGGAAACGGAACUCGAAGCCUGCCCUGAACUCCAUGAAGACCAGAGGCCAGCGCCGCAGCUCCAUCAUAACACUGAGCAACUGCUCGGGAUGCAGUGAUGCGAGCUGCAACAGCCUUCGCCCGCUUGUCCGCAGUGACAUGGUGGAAUCUGAAAAACCUCUCCUCCACGCCCCUGUCAUGACGAGGUACCUGUGUCAACGCCCCAAAUCAAACACUGGAAACCGUGACCACACUAAAGCCGGCAUCUAUCGAGCCAACAAAGAGGUCCUCAGACGCACCCUCGUCGCAGGCCUGAUGUCACGUGUCCAGCCGGCGUCGUCGCCACCACUCUCGGUUCGGGGGAACGGCCCGGGGACUCAGCCCGCCAUCUGCUGUGUCCGCUCCCACUCAGGCAGUGAUGGUGAUCCAGACCAAGACUCAAGCAACAACUCUGACAAGGAAGGUGAUGCUCGGGAGGACAAUGAAGCAGAGGAAAAGAUGGAGGACGACAGCAAUGGUGGAGAGGAGGAAGAGGUAGAAGAGGAAGACAGUAAAGGAAGCGAUGAGGAAGAGGUAGAAGAGGAAAACAGUAAGGGAAGCGAUGAGGAAAAGGUAGAAGAUGAAGACAGUAAGGGAAGAGAUGAGGAAGAGGUAGAAGACGAAGACAGUAAGGAAAGAGAUGAGGAAGAGGUAGAAGAGGAAGACAGUAAGGAAAGAGAUGAGGAAGAGGUAGAAGAUGAAGACAGUAAGGUAGGAGAUGAGGAAGAGGUAGAAGAUGAAGACGGUAAGGAAAGAGAUGAGGAAGAGGUAGAAGAUGAAGACAAUAAGGGAGGAGAUGAGGAAGAGGUGGAAGAUGCAGACAGUAAGGGUGGAGAUGAGGAGGAGAUAGGGGUUGACACUGCAGAUGGAGAUGAGGACAAGGAGCCAGAGGACGGAAGAAAAGAGGAGGAGGUGCAAGAGGAAAAAGACCCGGAGGAUGAAAGUGAGGGAGUAGAGGAGGAGGAUAGGAUGGAGAAAAACACUGAAGCUGGGGAAGAUAAUGAGAUAGAGGAUGAGGACAGUGAAGGUGUAGAUGAAGAGCAGAAGGAAGAGGAUGUCAGUGAAGAUGAAGAUCAAGAGGAUAAAGAGCAGGAGGAAGGAGGAGAGGCAGGGAGUGAGGAGGUGCCAGAGCAGAAGGACCGGGAGGAGGGUGGAGAGAUAAGUGAAGAAGAGGAGGAGAAAGGAGAAAGCUUUGAGGAGGAAGGCCCCAACAGUGAGGCAGAAGAGGAGACAAUAGGAACAGAGGAGCAGCAGAAGGGUCAGGGGGAGGACAAGAGUAUGGCAGAGACAGAUUCAGAUGGUGGUGAUGACAGUAAGGUGGAGGAGGAGGAGUUAGAUGAGAUGAUGAUGAAGGACCUGGAGAAGGAGGCAAAGGAGGAUGAAGAGAGAGAGGAGGGCACAGUUACUACUGAGGAAGAUGACAAGGAGAACCAGGAAGAUGAUAACGGCACUGACACUGAGAAUGUCGCUGAGUCUAUCCAGGAAUCUGACAAGGUGGAGGAAGUGAAUCAGGAAGAAGCAAUAACACCUGAUGUUCCUGAUCAAUUUGACCAACCACACAACACCACCCAGAGUCCCUCACAAGGUGCUGUGAGCCAAAGUCAUUCUUAGCAUCGCUGGAUAUGGGAGCUCAAGAUCCACGCCGGACACCUCAACAGUAGAACGCCCGUCUUCCUCUUCACCUCUUCACAAAAACCCGCAAAAAGGACCUUCCGCUUAUUUCCGCCCUCCUCCUGCACCCGCAGCCGCGCCUCCUCCUCCACCUCCUCCUCCUCCUCCUCCUCCGCCUUGCUCCCAGCCCAGCUGACAGGUGUACACCGCUUUGUGUUGUUAAACGUUUCGCUUCACCGCUUGUGACACAAGUGUAAUGCUCUUAGCUCUGUAUGUACAAGCGCGUGUCAUUAUGACCCGCCUUUACGACGUCACGGGAAGCUCUUCCGGCUGCAGCUUCCGGCUGCAGCUUCCUGCGCCUCUCAGCGUCUGUGCCUCGGUCCCUUUGGCCGCUCCUCGUCUGUCCAAUAAGCAAGUGAUGUUUCUAUGAAUUUCUGUCCAGAAAUACUAUCGCCUGUCUUUCUUCUCUACAUCCUGGAACUGGAAAUAAACUCAAUUAAUGCUUUGA